This is a messenger RNA of Aspergillus niger, 840 nucleotides long. RefSeq lists its product as uncharacterized. Gene Ontology annotation, biological process: ubiquitin-dependent protein catabolic process. NCBI's taxonomy places the organism in Eukaryota, Fungi, Ascomycota, Eurotiomycetes, Eurotiales, Aspergillaceae. Bases 1 to 840 code for a protein of 279 amino acids. Gene Ontology annotation, cellular component: proteasome core complex; proteasome core complex, alpha-subunit complex. The transcript is spliced from 5 exons. The record is from RefSeq and is a predicted model, not a curated record.
AUGGCUGAUCGCUACUCCUUCUCUCUGACCACGUUCUCCCCCAGCGGAAAGCUGGUUCAGAUUGAAUAUGCCUUGAACGCUGUUAACCAGGGUGUAACUGCUCUGGGCAUCAAAGCUACCAACGGAAUUGUUCUUGCAACCGAAAAGAAAGCGAACUCGCCUCUCAUUGACCCACCUUCCCUCUCCAAGAUCUCCCUGAUUACGCCCGACAUCGGCAUGGUCUACGCAGGAAUGGGUCCCGAUUACCGUGUGCUCGUGGAUCGGGCCCGCAAGGUUUCUCACACUGGCUACAAGCGCAUUUACAACGAAUACCCCCCUACCCGGAUAUUAGUGCAGGACGUUGCCCGGGUUGUCCAAGAAGCGACUCAGUCCGGUGGUGUCCGACCGUACGGUGUCAGCUUGUUGAUUGCUGGCUGGGACGAGGGCGUUGAACCUGAAUCGGGAGAGGCUCAGCGGGGUGACGGUGAGGACGAGCCUAAGAAAGCAACCGGCAAGACGGGUGGUAUCUUGAAGGGCGGCCCCAGUCUGUACCAAGUCGACCCCAGUGGCAGUUACUAUCCGUGGAAGGCUACGGCCAUUGGAAGGCACGCGACGAGCGCAAAGACAUUCCUUGAGAAACGUUACACCGAAGGUCUCGAGCUGGAAGAUGCCAUUCACAUCGCUCUUCUAACUUUGAAGGAGACUAUCGAGGGAGAGAUGAACGGUGAUACGAUAGAAAUUGGCAUUGUUGGUCCUCCUGCCGAUCACCUGCUUGGUUAUGAGGGCGUCGAAGGAUCGCGCGGACCCCGCUUCAGGAAGCUGAGUAAGGAGGAGAUUGAGGACUAUCUCACCAACCUAUGA